This is a messenger RNA of Didymodactylos carnosus, 927 nucleotides long. NCBI's taxonomy places the organism in Eukaryota, Metazoa, Rotifera, Eurotatoria, Philodinida, Philodinidae. The record is from the annotation of a GenBank genome assembly.
AUGACACCAGCAUUAGCCUUCUUCUAUGGUGGGCUUGUUCAUCGAAAAAAUAUAUUAAAUCAAUUAUUUCUGUCAUUUAUCUGUAUGGGGAUUGUAACAUCUCAAUGGUGCCUAUUUGGAUUUAGUUUUGCGUUCGGUCCUGGCAACAGUGCAUUCGGAUCGUUUAAAUUUGGUGCAUUGAGAUUUCCCGGUGAUCAGUCCCAUCUGUAUGGUGAACGUGAUGAUCCAAAUAAUUCUCCAACCUUUCCUCUACUGACAUACGUAGCUUAUCAGGCAGCUUUUGCGGUUAUCACUCCAGCAUUAAUCAGUGGUGCUAUCGUUGGAAGAAUGAAAAUUGUUUCGUAUUUGAUAUUUAUCUCCGUGUGGACGACCGUUUGUUAUGAUCCACUAGCAAGAUGGGUGUUCAGUUAUCAAGGUUGGUUACAUAAGUACGGAACGCUAGACUUUGCUGGUGGUACUGUAAUCCAUAUAUCGAGUGGAGUGGCAGGUUUAGUAUCUUCAUUAAUACUAGGAAAACGUCACGAUUAUGACCCGAAUAAGCAUGAUACUGCUCAUAAUUUACCAUUUACACUAUUAGGAACCUGUCUUUUAUGGAUCGGAUGGAGUGGUUUCAAUGGUGGUUCUGCAUCAGCAGCUAAUGGUCUUGCAGCACUAGCACUUAUCAACACUAAUGUAGCAGCUGCAUCUGCUCUGGUAACAUGGGUAGUCAUUGAUGCCAUAUUGGGAACAAUAACAAUUUCGGGCGCGUGUUCGGCAGCGGUCGUUGGACUGGUGGUAAUUACACCAGCAGCUGGCUUUGUGCAGCCCGGAUGGGCACUUCUGUUGGGCGUGAUUGGUAGCAUAAUUAUUUACUUUGUUUUAAAAAUUAAAAAACGAUUUUUACAUUUUGAUGAUACAUUGGAUACAUUUUCUUGUCAUGGUGUAUAA